AUAUUCCUCACUUAUUUCCUGACAGAUAAUAAAACAAAUAAUUUAUCAGCAGAACUGAGCACCUGCCUCAUGUGGGCGGAGCUACGUGUGACGCUCGUAUCGUGGGCGGGUUUAGACGCACGUGGCCCCGCCCCUUCGCCUACGUAUGACAGCACAGGAAGCAUCUCAUUUUCACAAUGAGGCUCAGUUAGCGAGCUGAGAGAAGUUUUAACAACAAGUGAGAAGACGAGAGAGAGAGAAUAGAUUCAUCUGCAGUAUUAGAGUUUAUAAAGUAAAGUAAAAGUGAAGGAGACACACACACACUCACACACACACACACACACACACACACUCACACACACACACACACACACACACACACAGAGGAAGGCCAGAUGUGCAGUUUGUGUGCUUCUCACUUCUCGCUGGUUUUGGCGUGAAAAACUUACAGAGGAACUCGCUCUGCUUGUGUAGCUUGAGUUUUCAGAUGAGUGUGAAAUUGUCUGGUUUCAGAACAAGGCAUUAGAAACAGGUGAUGGCGCAGGACGGGGGUGUGCAGUACGAGCCUGUGGCAGAGAUUGGGGGCGGAGCUUAUGGCACAGUGUAUAAAGCUCGAGAUAAAGAAAGCGGCAAGUUUGUGGCUCUGAAAAGCGUCAGAGUUCAGACCAAUCAGGACGGACUUCCUCUGUCCACUGUGAGAGAGGUCGCGCUGCUCAAACGCCUCGAACAGUUCGACCAUCCCAACAUCGUCAAGCUGAUGGAUGUGUGUGCAAGUUUGAGAACUGAGCAGGAGACGAAGGUGACUUUGGUGUUUGAACAUGUGGAUCAGGAUCUGAAGACGUAUCUAGAGAAAGCACCGCCCCCUGGACUGCCCCUUCACCAUGUCAGGGAUCUGAUGCAUCAGUUGCUGUGUGGUUUGUCAUUCCUUCACUCUCACCUGGUUCUCCAUCGGGACCUGAAGCCAGAGAACAUCCUGGUGACGAGUCGCGGUCAGGUCAAACUCGCCGACUUUGGACUGGCUCGAAUAUACAGCUGUACCAUGGCUCUAACACCUGUGGUGGUGACAUUGUGGUACCGUUCCCCGGAGGUUCUGCUCGGUUCUAGCUAUGCCACCCCUGUGGAUCUGUGGAGUACCGGCUGCAUUUUUGCUGAGAUGUUCACACGGAAGCCACUGUUUUGUGGGGAAUCAGAAGUGGACCAACUGACCAAGAUCUUCUCUGUGAUUGGUCUGCCGAGGGAGGAGGAGUGGCCUAAUGAUGUCACACUCUCAAGAGAAAACUUCAGUUCUCAGAAUCCUCAGCCAAUCACAGAACAGAUCCCUGAGUUUACCAAGGAGGGGGCGGAUCUGCUCAUGAAAAUGUUGACCUUUGACCCCCUGAGACGGAUAUCAGCCCAGAAAGCUCUGGAUCACGGUUUCUUCUCUGACCAAUCAGAUCACUCGUAAAGACGACGUGACUGCUGUUAAAGAAAGAGUUCUAAUUGUAGUCCAGUCACUUCAUCAUGUGACGUCAUGAGACCACAGGGACCAAAAACUGACCUUUAACCUGCAUUUGUCUUUGUGUCACAUGUUCAGUACAUCUAAUGUUUUAUUUUCUUUAUUUUAUGUUGUACUAAAGUCCAGUCGCCCCGAAUGCUCCCUAACACUCAUGGUCCUGACCCGGUCCAGUCGCCCCGUAUGCUCCCUAACACUCAUGGUCCUGACCCGGUCCAGUCGCCCCGUAUGCUCCCUAACACUCAUGGUCCUGACCCGGUCCAGUCGCCCCGUAUGCUCCC
Messenger RNA from Tachysurus fulvidraco (yellow catfish), 1752 nucleotides. It is a transcript of the gene cdk4, whose product is annotated as cyclin-dependent kinase 4. The record is from RefSeq and is a predicted model, not a curated record. Gene Ontology annotation, molecular function: ATP binding; cyclin-dependent protein serine/threonine kinase activity; cyclin binding. The transcript has 9 exons. Gene Ontology annotation, cellular component: nucleus; cyclin-dependent protein kinase holoenzyme complex; cytoplasm. Lineage: Eukaryota; Metazoa; Chordata; Actinopteri; Siluriformes; Bagridae. Gene Ontology annotation, biological process: G1/S transition of mitotic cell cycle; regulation of gene expression; signal transduction. The coding region runs from base 515 to 1423 and encodes 302 amino acids.